Molecule: messenger RNA, 7429 nt
Organism: Acanthopagrus latus (yellowfin seabream)
Lineage: Eukaryota; Metazoa; Chordata; Actinopteri; Spariformes; Sparidae
Gene: lrriq1
Product: leucine-rich repeats and IQ motif containing 1
Exons: 23
Coding region: 198-5012 (1604 amino acids)
Molecular function (GO): protein binding
Source: RefSeq, a predicted model, not a curated record
GAGACUGAAGUGCCUACUAGACGCGAAAGGAGCUUGUUGUGCAUGCUAGCAGGAGUUUAAUUAUCUUUGACGUGCCUAGAUAAACAGCAUUUGGGGUUUUAUCGAUAAUAACAACGUCUUUAGAUAACUUUGUGACCACAAAUGUUGUAACUGUGUGUAAACGUUAAAUCCUGAAGAGUGGCAGACGGUUUAAAGCCAUGGACCAGCCCAAUGAAGUGUGUGACACCAUCAUGCGUGAGCUAAACGAUCUAGUGCUGUCUGAUACUGAUGAAAGUAAAGAGCAGCUGAGUUUUUCCUCUCACGAAGAGGGGUUCGAUGACAUUCCACCAUCACUGCUCAGCUACUUUGAAAUCUCAAAAAGCAGAGCAGCAGUCUGUGAGAGGCUCAUCCUUGAGGACCUUGAAGACUUCACUGUAUCACACCACCCUGAGGAUGUGACGAUCUUGUCCAUUGGACACGAUAAGGACAUGAUGAAACUGAAUGAGCAGGUCAUUUGUGACCCAGAAAAUGAAGAGAACGGCAUUUCCUCUGACACCCACCUUCUUGCAUCUACAGAAACAGAGACACUGUCAGACAGGCUUUGUACUCACAAUAUGUCACUGUGUUCGAACAAUGAAGAUGAGGAGCAUUUGCUGUUUGAAACGAGGACCCUCGACAUCUCACUGAAUGGCGUGGAGAGAAAGACAAUGAGUGAGUACGAGGAAGAGCGAAAGAAACAACAGUAUGAAGAGAUGAAGCUGGAAGAAAACAAGAGACAAAUUGAAAGAGACUUCCAGGAGGAGCUGAGGAAGAUAAUGGAAGCAGAAAAGCUGCAUCAGAAGGAAAUUGAGUUGAUGGAGAAGAGAGCUCAGGAAAAACUUGAACAGGAGUUUCUGCUCCAGCAGGAACUGAUCAGCAACUUACAGAGACGAGUGACGGAAGAGAGGAGGGUGAGGGAAGAGGAGCAGAAUAGAAUAAAGAGGAAAAGAGAAGAGGAGAAAGUGAAGAUGGAGGCAGAGAGGAAAAGAAUGGAGGAAGAGAGAAAGAUGAGGGAAGAAGAAGACAAGAGGAAAAGAGAAGAGGAGAAAGUUAAGAUGGAGGCAGAAAGGAAAAGAAUGGAGGAAGAGAGAAAGAUGAGGGACGAAGAAGACAAGAGGAAAAGAGAAGAGGAGAAAGUUCAGAUGGAGGCAGAGAGGAAAAGAAUGGAAGAAGAGAGAAAGAUGAGGGAAGAAGAAGACAAGAGGAAAAGAGAAGAGGAGAAAAUUAAGAUGGAGGAAGAGAGGAAAAGACAAGAGGAAGAGAGGAGAAUCAGGGAAGAGGAGCAGAGGAGGAUGAAGGAAGAGAUAAAAAUAGAAGAGAUGAAACUUAAAAAAGAGGAAGAGGAAAGAGGGAGGUUGGAGAGAGAGGAAAAAUGGAGAGAAGAGGAGCAAAUCAAGAUUGAUUGGGAAAGGAGGAAGCUGGAGAAUGAGGUCAGAAUGAUGCAGGAGGAACAAAAUAAAGAAAUGGGAGAAGACAUAGAGAGGAAAAAGGAGGAAGAGGAGGAAAGGAAAAGAGAAGAGGAGGAAGGAAGUAAGAUAGAAGAGGCAACGAAGGAAAUGGAAAAGAUGGAGACAGAGAGAAAAAUGAUGAUAGAAAUAAGACUGAAGAAGGAGGACAAGGGCAGAAAGAGGAAAGAGAGAAAAGACAAAGAGGGGAGAGUAACUAAAGAGACUGAGGAGUGGAAGGAACAGGUCGGGGUGACAGAAAAGGAAAAGGAAGCUAAUGAUAGAAAAAAGAUGGCUCAGGAAAAGAUGGAUGAAGAAAUGAGGAAUGGGGAUGAAAAUGGAAAUGUAGAUGAAGAAAUAAUACUUGAAAGGAAAAAGUCAGACAAAAUGUAUAGAAAAAGGUUAGAGGAGGAGAAAGACAGAAAAAACAUGGAGGAGGAAAAGGAUCCAAAGGAAGUGGUUAGAAACCAGGAAGGGGAAAAUAGAAAAAUUAAAGAAGAACAAAGACCCAUUGUAGAGGAUGAGAAGAAGAAUACAGAUGUAAGGAAAAUAGAAGAGGAAGAAGGGGUAAGGAGGCAGACGGAAAAGAUGAGGAGACUGAGGGUUGAAGACAAUUACAAAAAAUCAGAGGAAGACAUGAGGCUCAGGGAAGAAAAUAAUUUGGACAACAGGAAGAUGGAACAUGAGCGCAAAACAAAAGAUGAACAGAAUAAGCGGGAAGAGGUUGACAAAACAAUGGGAGAAGAAAUGAGAAUCAAAGAAAAGGAGAUAAGCAAAAACAGAAUGAUGCAGGUUUGGGGAAAGGAGGUAAAUGUGGUAAAAGCACAUGAGCUGCAAGAGAAAAGAGAAGAACGCAGCAUGAAAGGUCGCAAUGAGAAAAAACAUACAGAUAAAAGAGAAAACUCCUCACCACGAGAAGACAGCACCUCCUGGUCCUCCUCAAGCCUCAAGUCCUUACUUUGCCCUGAUGGUACUAAGGCCAUACCACAACAACAAGACCUAUACAAGAAGAUCAGUCAGACCUCUGCAAGGCCUUCCACUGGGUCUGUUUCUCUACCUGUGUGCCUCCCCGAGCACACAGAGCAGAGGAGGCUGUCAUGGAUGAAGGACUGCAUCCCCUGGUCUAAACUCUCCCUCCAGAACAGGAGGAAGCAGAAAGGAUCCUUCCGUAGUCGGAGAGGGCUGAGGAGGGCAGCUGAGUCUGCCGGCAGUCUGCCGCCUCUGUGCCCAGAGUCUCUGCUUCAGUCCACAGGCUGGAAAUCUCUGCAAGAGGUGACCACAGUGACCAUGGAGGACUUGCCUGGCUGUAGCUUAUCCACUCUCGCCCAGUGCACUCAGCUUCGGUCCCUCAGCCUCAGACGCUGCAGCCUCAAAUCCCUAGAAGGCAUCAACCACCUACCACAACUCUGCUACAUCGAUGUACAGGAAAAUGACAUCUCUUUUAUCAACUGUGAAAACAUGAUCUGUUUACGAGUUCUUAAGCUCGGACACAACAAGCUGACGUCCAUCCACGGUUUAGCUGGUGCUGAAAACUUGGACGUUCUGCACCUCUCACACAACUCCAUCACCCGCAUUGCUGGUCUGGAGUCUGUGAGGAGACUGCAGAGGUUGUCAGUGGAUCACAACCAGCUCAUCAGCACCAAAGGGCUGAGGGAUGUUUACACUCUGCUCCACCUGGACUGCUCACACAAUCACCUGCCAAGUGUGGAGGGGCUGGAGAACAGUGCUCUGCUCAACACACUGGACCUGAGAGCCAACAGCCUUACUGAGCCCCCCAGUCUGAACAACCAGGUCCUCCUCAGAGAGCUGCAUCUUGACGACAACAGCAUCUCCUCCCUGCAGAGCCUCACUGCCUGCUGGCUUCCCCUCCUGCAACAUCUCUCUGUGGCCCAAAACAGAAUUACCCAGCUGCCCUCUGUAUCUGAUUUGGUGUCCCUUGAAAAUCUGGAUCUUCGAUUCAACUGCAUAUCAGAGCUCCAGACUGUGUGUGAGAGUCUUGAAGGAUGUCACCUCCUACAAAAGGUCCACCUGACAGGGAAUCCACUUCAGCAAGAGAGUGGCUGGAGAUCCACUCUACAGAAAGCAGUGCCUGGCCUGCAGGUCAUUGAUGACCAGUGGACAGAUUCAUCUCUAUCGCCACCUACUGCUCAACAAGUCACCUUGGCCUCAGGCAGCUUCCUAGCAUUCUGCCAGGCUCAGCUUCAGCAGACUCGUGAUUUACUGCAGCAGCACAGCAGGGAGUUGAGUAAAGCCUCAUCUUCCCUGGAUGCUGUAAAUGUCUCCUGCCAACACUUCACUGAGGCUCUGCAGCUGGCUGUGGACCAGAGAUUUGCCCAUGAAUAUGGUGAUGCCAAUGUUGCUGACAAACACAGGGCAGCAGGCCAAACAAUACCUGAGGAAACAGUUGACAUGGGCAGUGCCAAUGCUGACAAGCAUUCUGAAUGCCCAGAAAUUGAGUCCACUGAAAAAGUUCCACCUGUUACACUAAUCAGCGAUAAUAUUGGAUUUUCGACUUUGGAUGAGAAGUUAGCUGCAGAGAGUCGGCAUGACACAUUUGACACUGGCACAACACAUCCACAGACAUGGCCAGCAGUAAGCAAAGUGAACUCUGGCAGUGUAAACACGUUGGUGACAAAGAGGAAAACAAGUUCCACCAAUCUCAAAAUGGCACCUGUGUUCAACUGUCAAGACCUGGACCGCCAAAUUGCAGCAGCAGUCGUGAUUCAGCAGCUGUGGAGAAAAUACAGACAGAAAUGUGGGAACAUCAGCAGCCCCUCCACAGCUGAGAAGAGGGGAGGAAGGGGAGGAGAUGGAGUGAAGCCAGGGCCAGGACCCUCCUAUAUCAACGGGAGCGUUGUUGGCCAAGAUCAUGCAGCAACUGUCAUCCAGGCGUUCUGGAGGGGCUUCACUCUGAGAAGGAGGCUCGCAUCUGCUCUGGCUGCUGUCACAUGCUCAGACAGCGGAGAGGACGACACCUUUGAGGAGGUAGACGUGGAUGAAUUUGUCUUUGAUGAGGCAGCGCUGGAAAAACACUGGACAUUGCCACUUUGUGAGGACUCACCUCUCAGAUGUUACCCAGUGUCAGAGCAGCCCCUAUCCCUGAAGCCUACGCGGCCCUUUUCUGAACCUUCCCAGUACAUAUCAACGGUUGAAAGAAAGUCAAAGCAGGCCUGGGUGGCUCCAGAGCAGGUGGACUCUGAAAGGCAGCGAGUUUCACCAUUGAGCUCCAACAGAAGCAAAUCUCCUGCCUCAACCUCAGAGGUCAGUGGUCUCUCGAAAAGAUCAGAAAAGAUACUCGAAGAAUGGGGCUUCACUAACCACCACACAGCCCUUUUAAUGCUCAAGAGAGCCCAGAAUAUGAAGUCAAAGAAGCACCAGCAGAAGAGACGUCGAGAACCCUCUGUCCGCCUUGCCUUGUUCAGAAACUGCGGUUUCCAGUCGCAUCCAGUGGAGGCACGGAACAGGAAGGCACGACACAGCAGCAGUGAUAUAAAAGGACUGGUGUUCUCGAGCAAUGGAGUGAAGCAGCUACAUCAGCUGAUGAAGUAACAAGGGUCACUAGUUAGGAUCACCCUUCCCUCUCUUCUUAAUACCCCGUGUCCUCAGCUGGUUUUCUGAUCAGACUGAGAGGGAUCCUGUAAAAUGAGUAACCCUAACCAGCUCCGUUCUGGAGGAGACGACUCCUGCUGCCUUUUUACAGGGCAAGUGUGUGACAGUGGCGACAGCGGCGUCAGAGGUGGCGUGUCAAGGACUGGCUCAUGGUUUCUGUGAUCCCAAGACUCUGUAAAUGGGCCAAAGCCAGCCUCCCCUAUUGUGCCCCUGGUCCUGACCUGUGGAAGGCACCCCCUCCUCCAGAUCCAUCCCCAGUGCCCGGGGCCUAGCCAGCCUAGCCCAGCCCAGCCAGUGCUCCCCGACAGGGGCUAACGUUUCAGGCUUUGAGUCAAGCCCCUUCUGGAGGUGAUUAGCCCCAAACCCAUGACAGAUUCUUUCCAAGAUAUCCGACGCGCCGUGUUUAUUUUAUCCGGGCUCUCUGUGUGGAUGUGCUGGACAUGAGUAACCCACUUGAAAUGGGUAUCGGCUUACAUACCCAGAGAGGAAGAUAGAGAGGGAGAGAAUGUAGCAGAGCCACAAGACAUUUUCUUUUAAAGGCAAAAAAUUUAGAAAUACAUAUUUUUUCAGCAAGUGUCUGUGUGCUGCAGAUGUUGAAGAUGUUGUACGCCUCCAAGCGUUUCUCCUUGUUUCUCCUCUUUCUUUCCACCAACGCCUUCCAUUCAACCCCCCCCUCUGGGCACACACACUCUUCCAACCUCCGUCUUCCAUCCAAACUGAGAUCCAGCCCCACCAAACAUCCGUCCUCAUGUCAGAGGGACACAAGGGUAUAUAUUUUUAUUCCAGCCUGGAACCCCUACCUCCCGAGCACUUAACUUGAUUUCACACUUCAAGUCAUCUACAAAGUCCAACUGAAACACAAUCAUCUUGUUUAUCAUCCAUCAUCCAAACUAACUUAAUGUCAGGCUAUUUACCACCAUUCAUAUGCAUUCAAUUUCUCCCCUGUACUCUCAGAGCUUCUAUUUAUGUCAGGCACUGAAACUCUCUUUUCAUAGUGUACAGUAUGUUUGAGAUGCACUGGCACUCACAGACAUCCGACUGAAAACUCUGAGUCAGGCUCCUCAAAUUUCAGAUAUGCUCUGAUCUUCUUCCACUCUGCAAAUGUCACGAAAAUAAGAUUCUCAGAAUGGUUUCCGUGGUACUAUACAGAACAAGGUAAGAGUUAGUUUUAGCUCAGCUUUUCUUAGGCCUUAUGAGGUAAGUUUUAUGUUUGCAGAGAUAGGGAUGCAAUGAAGCAAUAUUUACAUUACUGAUUAAUUUGUCUCGAUGAUAAAUCAAUUAAUCGAUUAGUCUAUAAAAUGUCAAAAAACGGUUGCUUAACACUGUUUCCUAGAGCCCAAACUGAUACCAGCAGACAAAAACCCAAAUACUCAUUCAUUAAUUAACUACAGAAUGCAGCAAAUGUUUGACACUUUUGAUUGAAAAAUUACUAGUUUUCAAUAUCUGGCAGUUUCUUUUUAUUUCGAUCAACUAAUCAUUAAUCAACACCGUUAUAGCUUUUGUCAGAGAAAGUCUACAGUUUCACGUUCUUUCUGCUGGUCUAAUGCCUUCUGUCUUCUUAAGCUUCUAGCAAGCCAAAAUGCUGUAUUGAUUAGCGACAAAGGUUCUUUAAGUAGGUCCCAUGAAUCACAGAUAAUUUCUGGUCAUAUUUUGGCUGUUAUGUUUUCAUAGUGUAAACAAACCAAAAGCUGAGCCAAACCACAAGAACAUGACAAUUUAAUGCAUCAAAUGAAGAUUGUGUCAGACCAUUGUAGUGUAUAAAUCCAGCAUUCACACCUGUUUUUUUUUUUUUUUUUUUUUUUUACAAUAAAGUGUCAGGCGUGCAGUGCUGAGAAGUAGAUGGUAUCCUUCUCUAUCAAGCUCCCUGUUUUCAUUCUUCACCCAACCAUUUUUUCUUUGUUUUUGUAAAAAUGAAUACAACACUGAGUGUUUUUCAUGAGAUGUUGUUCAAUCCAGUGCAGAAGUGUGCACGGUUAUCUCCAUUUGUCUGAUGGCAGGCUUUCUGCCUCCUCUGCGAAUUUGGAAAAUGCUUUUGCCUCUAGAUGUGGUUAGAGGACAUGUCACACUAGUAUGUUGCAAUUUCAUUGAGACCUUAAAAUGUGUCUGUUGUAAAUAUCUCUUGCAUGCUGACUUAGUAGUUCAUGUUACCUGCUUAUUAAUUGCCAUGCUCACUGCAGUUUUUUUUGCAAAUGUAGAAAAAAUAUUACAGCAUCACAAGUAGUUUAGAGUCGGAUUGUUUGACUAAUUGUGUUUAUUGCCCUGUCCUUUAUAUCAUAUCGCUCCAUAUAUCAGCAACUACUUUCUGAGGACAGAAUUCUCCUUUAAGGUGACUAGAAUUGUUUUUACAGUUAAAUUAA